Molecule: messenger RNA, 834 nt
Organism: Budorcas taxicolor (takin)
Lineage: Eukaryota; Metazoa; Chordata; Mammalia; Artiodactyla; Bovidae
Product: translation initiation factor IF-2-like
Exons: 1
Coding region: 1-834 (277 amino acids)
Source: RefSeq, a predicted model, not a curated record
AUGGACCACGACCUGACCCAGCUCCAGUUCCUGCUCCCCAAGCCCCACGGAUCCCGAUCCCGAUCCCGUUUGGACCCAGCGACCCUUCUCGGCGACCCCGGCCACGACCCCACGUCCGACUCCCUCCAGUUCCUCAGGCCUGGAGCGCCACCCCGUGCAGACCCCAGCCGGCUCAGCACUCCCUCAGCUCCCGGACACCGAGUCCCGCACCCUCCCCACCACUGCCGGGCCCCCAGCAGUCCCCAGCGCCCGCGCCCGCAGGCCCCGGGCCCGCUCCCCAACAUGGCGACGGGGACACGAGCGCGGCGGGCGGGCGGGGCGGCUACGGGCCGGGACCGCACAGGGGCCGUGCUCCACGGUCCGCCGGCGCCAUUUUCCCGCGCCGGGCCCGGGCGGCGCCUCCUUCCCGCGGAGCCAGCCGGGCCGGCACCGCGGACGCCCGGCGGGCCCACCCCUUACGGGCCCGCGUCGCCGUCAGCUCACCUGAGCGCGGCCCCAGCCCUCCCGGGCGGGCCUCGGAGCACCGGCCCGGGCCGUGCGUGCCCGCGGCCCUCCGUGUGUCUGUUGGUCCGUCCUCGCGUGCGCCCGUCUAUCCGGCCGUCGGCGCCCGGCCGCCCGCAGCCCGACCCGGCUGGGCCUCAGGGAGCCGGCGGGGAGGGGGAUGGGCCGGACCGGGUCGGGGAGGGAGGGGGAGGGAGGGAGAGAGGGUGGGAGCGCGGGAGAGGGCGGGGUAGGGCGGGGGCGGGGCCUUGGCCACGUGACCAAACGUCCCCGAGAGCGCGGGGCCGAGCGCGCGCCAGCUCGGUUGGGGGCAGAGCUCGAGCGGGGAUAUGA